ACAGAGCUGGUGUUCAGAAAGCUUCGGUGCGAAGACAUAGUCCACAUACAUGUUCUGGAGCAGAGAUACUUUGCGGACAGCUUCAAGCUAGCACACUCUUUCACUAACUUUAUCUAUGAUUCUAGAUUUUCGUUUGUGUGCGAGCGGAAAGGCAGGAUAGUGGGAGCUAUAAGAGCUGAGAAGUGGAAGAGCAAGGCAGCUAUAGACGCCCUCUGUGUUGAGCAGAUGUUUUCUAACCGGGGGAUUGGGAGAAGGCUGCUGGAGCAGUGCAUAGAAAGCAUCAAAGAGCAUGAACGAUCCGUCAACAUUACACUCAUGGUAAGCGAAAAUAACAAAAUCGCAAAGAGGCUGUACGAAGACGUAGGCUUUGAGGUGCAAAAGUUUGAGCAUGGCGCAUACUUCGAUGGGAGCGGGGGAUUUGUGAUGGUUUGGAAGGGAUGGCCGGCCAAGAACAGCACUGCUAAUUUCAGGUAG
Molecule: messenger RNA, 474 nt
Organism: Vittaforma corneae ATCC 50505
Lineage: Eukaryota; Fungi; Microsporidia; Nosematidae
Exons: 1
Molecular function (GO): acyltransferase activity, transferring groups other than amino-acyl groups
Source: RefSeq, a predicted model, not a curated record